GCUCGUUUUUGCUAAAUCGCUUGGAAUAUUCUGUCAGUUCUUGGGAAUCAAAAUUGAAGAAAGGAAUCUUAGUGUUUUGUAAAUGUAUAAAUAAAAUAUAUUGAGAUGGUUUCUAUGCAAUUUGUAUUGCAACCUUUACCGGGCUCUGACGAGCAGUUCAUAGAAAGAAUAAGAGAAGUCUCGGAAAAAGUUAACCGAUUUGGUUAUGGAACUCAUCGUAUAUUCGAGCAACUUAAAAUCCCUGUGAGAGAAGUGGUCAUUGGGCCUAACCAUAUUGGUGUACUUCUUGAAGAUGGCAAGGCAUUCCGGGUGUCGUUUUCCAUUAAUACGGAGAAACUUGAUUUGACUAAAUCGGACAAUAAGUGUGCAACAACGGGUGGAGCUGGAACUAGCCAAGCACCAAAGGCCCCUUCGUCAUCCACCCGACCAAUGGCUCGGUCUAGAGCACGCCUUUUGCGUGCAACCGGAAGAUCCAGCUCAAGUGGCCAGGGUUCUGGAUCACGAAGCACCGGUGUCAUAAUUGGCGGCAGCACCUCAAGUAGACCGUUGGUUACAGUACCAGCAACAUAUGUGCCGGAGGAGCUUAUAUCCCAAGCAGAAGUAGUUCUGCAAGGCAAGAGUAGAAAUCUUAUCAUUAGGGAACUACAACGCACCAAUUUAGAUGUAAACUUAGCUGUCAACAAUCUGCUUUCUCGCGAUGAUGAAGAAGCUGAGGACACCGAAGAGGGUGGUGACAAUUAUGUGCCUGAGGAUCUAAUUUCGUUAUUGGAUAAUGGUUUUACUGGUGAUAAUAACAGCGUUAUUAUCGAUCCAUCAGACGGCCUUUUUUCAGAAGAAAUAUUCAGCAAUUAUUCAAGUAUUCGAAAUUUGCUGUUUGACCGCAUACGAAGUGAACGAAGUAAUGCUAAUUCUAACAGCGCAGAUAAUAACCAAUCGAAUCGCAAUUCGACAUCAUCAACAGGGGUUCUUGCUGGUAGCAGUACUUUGUCAGCACAAAUAUCAUCUGUCAAUGCUGACCGAGAGGCAUUUAGUCGGUGGCGGGAUCGCCAGUAUUAUGGACCACGUCGCUGGAUAAGUAAAGACGAUUAUACCUGGGAGAAAGAUGCUGACGCGAAAAAGAAAGAACCAUCCUCGAUGUUAUCUCCCAUUUGGAUAUCAGAGGAACUGCAGCCGUGGCCUGAUAAGGGCUCCAUUAGAUUUAAAACAAUUGGAGCUCUGUAUUCUGAAUUUAUCGCACUCUCUGAAAACGGAGAAUUGCAUCAAUGGCGUUGGUCAGAACCCGAACCAUAUAAAUCAGAAGUUGACAAUGUUUAUCAUCCAAAAACCGUGGCGUUAAACAUAAAUGAAGGCGUUCAGCUGAUAUCCGCCAAUUUUAUUCGAUGUUCCGUUGUGACUGAAACGAAUCGUGUUGCUACUUGGAUGGACGAACAACUAGGAUAUCUGGGAGCUAAAUUGGAACAUUCCGUUUGUGCUUUCAAUGAAUUCAUUAUGGACCCCAUUUCAACAAUUCAUGUUUGCUCGUUGUACACUGCGGUGAGGACGGAGAACAAUAACAUAUAUUGGUGGGGCGUUUUGCCAUUUGAUCAACGUCGAUUUUUGUGGGAUAAGUUCCGGACAAAGACGAAAAAGCCAUUCAAAGUAGUCGCUGCCGAUAUAAAUGUGGGAACACAAGUGAUAAUGAAAAAGUGUCCCAUUUAUCAAACCGGAUCGAUUGGUUUCACAUGCAACAAUGGUGUUCCCAAGGUUGGUCAACUGUUGAACUCUGUGUGGGAUUUCACAGACAUGUGUCGAAUGAAAAUUCUAAAUAUUGGCACAAGUUCGGUGGUAGACAAAGGACAAGCGCCUGGCAGUAUAGCGAAUAACCAUGGCACCCUGGCCGAUAAAGACAAUGCUAAGGCCACAGUUGUGCAGAGCACCAGUACCGGUAAGAGUGCACAAUUGAGCUCAACCAAUAGCAAGGAAUCCACUGAUCGUAUUGACAUGCCGCCACCUCCGUCGCCCGCAUCAAGUACAUGCAGUGAUACCGGCAGUGUUACAUCCCAUAAGCGCACCAAACGAAUGACAACUAAAGAAGAGAACAAUAGUACCCAAGAGGGCAGGAAGGACGAAGAUCUGUGGCAACUAAAAGACGUUGUCUUUGUCGAAGACAAAGUUGGACCGAUAGGCAAAGUUCUCAAGGUUGAUGGUGACUUUGUGGCCGUGCGGUUUCCAGCAUUAACUGGAACUUGUAACCCCAAUCCUGGGCCGAAAGAGGAGGGUAAAGAAGAUGACUGGCAACAGUGCCGUUUGCUCCGACGCGAAGAUGUGCAAAUCUUUAGAACAGCUACUUCGACACGAGGACCAGAUUGGCUGCAAAAACAGCCCAAGAAAAUUAAUAUUGGCUCUGAUGCAACUGGCGCCCAGCUGCUAACUGUAGCUGUAGACAUGCGUGGCAUUCACGUUAUAAAGAAAGUACUGGGUAAAGUUCAUUAUAGCCUGUACAACCUGUAUAAUAGCAAGCAAGAGCAAAACUGCCAAUUUCCCACGGACUGUGCCUCAUUUAUAGGCGCAUCGCCUUCCAACAUUUUAAUGACAUGCAACAACGACUGCAGUGGAAACACUAGCACAAUUGUGCUAAGAGAUGGCAACGGAGCUCUUUAUCCAAUGGCCAAAGACUGCAUUGGAUCUAUCAAAGAUCCUCAAUGGUUUGAUUUACCUCCAGUUAAAUCGGUGACCAUGGCCACUAUUUCAUUGCCCCCGUCAGUUUCCUGUGUCAAUCUCAAGUCAAAAGUCUGCAUGACAGCCCUGCUUUUUGAUACACAAAAACUUAUGCCCCACAUUUUGCGUUGUGAUGUGAAGAAUAGCUUUGCUGCUCUCACACGACUCGAGAAGGAAGAUCGCAAUGACACGGUGUCGGUUGUCGAGGAACGUUGUGAUGGAGGUCGCAACAUAUUCCAUGCCUGUGUCAUUAUGUGUGCGCCUACAUCGAACAAGGAAUUGAAUCAAACUGAAGCCUCUACUGGUGCUAGCGCUACUGCUGAGAAGAAAACCCUCCCAGUUGGCAUUUCGGCAACACGUUCUGGCGGGGCCACUUCAACGACAGCAUCAUCCUAUGCCGGCGGCAGCGCUUUCGGAGGCGGCGCAGGUGGGAGCAAUGAUAGUUCCAGCUUUGCUGCAGUUUCUGCUGGUAUAAGUUCUUCGGCUGUUGCAUCAGCAGCCGUCCCACCAUCUGUCUCAUUGAACAGAGAUAAUCGCAUGAGUCUGCGCGAUAUGAUGCAUCGCCUAAUAAAUUCGGAGCAACCGGAGCAAAGUGGUGGCAGUAAUCAACCACCGGCAGCAGCAGCAGCGGCAGCAGCUAACGACGAUCAUGCAUAUAUUCCAUGGCCUGUGGAUGCGCCUUCAGCCAGCAAUCUAAGCACUACCGAACAGAAUGUCCGACAAAACGUAUCGGAUACCAUUGAGGAUGAUAUUAACAAGAUAAUUCCGUCAACAUCUCAAGGGACCAUGUUAUCCAAUAUUAAAUUGGGAACUCCAAACUACACAUUUGACCUAUUACAACGACGCGAGCAUGCGAUUCUUAUACUACAGCAAAUGUGCGCUAGCCCAGCUCUUAGGCCUUACCUCUCGCAAAUGCUUAGCGCCAAGGAUGCGCAGGGACAAACGGCAUUCAUGUUGGCGGUUUCAUGCCGCGCAUAUGAGGCCGGAAUCAUACUAUUAAAUACAAUUCUUAUGCUGGCCGAACAAGACUCGCAACUUAAAGACGCUAUGAUAUUCCCUAGUGGAUCGCCAGCUGAUCAGUCUCCACUCCAUGUGAUAUGCUACAAUGACACAUGCUCAUUCACGUGGACCGGUGCCGAUCAUAUAAAUCAAAAUAUUUUUGAAUGUAAAACAUGUGGCCUAACUGGAUCCCUCUGCUGUUGCACGGAAUGCGCUCGCGUGUGCCACAAGGGACACGACUGUAAGCUGAAACGCACAGCGCCCACAGCCUAUUGUGAUUGCUGGGAGAAAUGUAAAUGUAAGGCCCUAAUCGCUGGAAACCUCACCAAGCGCUUUGCUCUACUUUGCAAACUUGUAUCCAGUACCGAUUUGGUGACAAAAUUCAAUUCGAAGGGCGAAUCCAUAUUGCUAUUCCUUAUCCAAACCGUGGGUAGGCAAAUAGUCGAACAGCGUCAAUAUCGUUUCAGUGUUCGAGUUCGAAACGUGAGCAAUGCAGCGACUAGCACAAAUGGCACCAAUGCGACAAUAUCGAAUCGGAAAUCAUCCUCCAUUGACAUGGACAACGACAUGCCGGACCAUGAUCUCGAGCCACCAAAGUUUGCAAGAAAAGCUCUCGAGCGUCUCUUAAUCGACUGGAGUGCCGUACGAUCUAUGAUAAUGAGCGGAGCGGAGAAAACGGAUCCAGCAACAAAUGUACAAAAUCCACCACCUGCUGGUAAUGUUUCUGAUAGCUCCAGUCCAGACAACUUUAAUACCUUCAUUCAAACCCAACAUGGUUCUACACUGCUCGAUAAAUUCACCCAUAAUCUGAUUGUUAAGUGUACGGGUGACCAUUUGGAUACAUUGCUUCUGACAUUGGUGAGAGAACUGCAGAACGGCGGUGUUGCCAAUCGUUGCAAGGAAGCCGAGGAAGUGGCACGACGUUUUGUUCGUUCCGUAGCUCGAGUGUUUGUCAUAUUUAAUUUGGAGAAACAGCCCAAUCCGGAGAAACGCAAAACACAUACAUCAUGCAACAAAUAUGUGCAGAGUUGUGUAAAAGUAUUCCAAACUCUCCAUAAAAUUUCCAUCGAGGAGUUGUGUGAGGUAUCGGAAGCACUGAUUGCCCCAGUACGACUGGGUGUGGUGCGGCCAACGGCGCCAUUUGCCAUGUCAUCAUCCAAUUUAGAUAACUCUGAUGAAUUAUUCAGUGUCGAGCCAUUGGCGCCUUCCAAUGUGGAGCCCUCAUCUGACCAAAUAGUGGGCCACGAGGCUAGCAAUGAUCAAAGCUCUAGCUUUAAUAUCCAGCAAAACUACGAAGUUGUUGCCAUGGAUGGCUUGAGAGAUGCAUCAGAAUCCGAGGAAGUCACAAAUAGGGAAAGUAAUUCUCAUGGUCAAGAUGAUGAUAUGAUUGAGAACCAACGCAACGAGGAUGGCCUUCAGGAUGAUGAAAGCGAUAAUGAUUUUACUUUUAAUGAUGCCGAAACUGAAUCAGAUUCAGAUGACAACCAAAGUAACCAGGAUGCACAGCGCAGCGUUCAGACAGGAGCAACUGUGGGCUCAGAAACAGACAUAGGCGUUUUGUUUUUGGAAGACGAAUCAGGAGAUUCAUCGGCGCAAGAGGAAGACGGCUCCGAAGAUGGUGAAUCUGAUGAUCAUUCGGAUGAGAUAAGUUUUAUUGAUCAACAACUGGAAAGGCGUAGUUCCAAUGCCAACACACGUAGUGAUCUAGCCCCACAAACAAUGCAAUGGGCCAUCAGAAGCCGUGACACUGCUCGCUCCUCGGUUCGCGUGCCAACAGGUUCCAAUUUGGUUUUCAUCGAUCCAAUGGCGUUGCGUCGCUCGACCGUGCCAGCCACAACGGCGGUGACAACACCAUCUGCCGAACCACAGACUAUGGCCACCACUGCAAGCAAUUUGGCAAGGGCAUUUGGUAUUACUAUUCGUCAAAUAUCAGAGCUGUUAAGCAUUCUGUCCUACAAUAUAGCUAAUGACAUUGAAACUUCAUUAAAAAUCCAAAAUGACGAGGCAAUUGCAGUUCAAAUAUUUGUCGAAAGACGUUUGCGAGCCACUUGGGACUGGAUGUUUACUGUAAUGGAUGGCACCGAGGCACAGUUAAAGUUUGGUGCCUAUUUGACAAACUAUACGGAUCCCACCCAUCCCUUGCAUCCGCUAAAUCUUAGUGCUCAAGCUUCUACUAGCCAAACACCUGCGACAUCUUCGGCGUCUGUGGGCGUUAAUGUAAUGGGCUCAAAUUCUCGUCGUGAUUUUUUCACAUAUUGCCUGUCUCUUAUGCGAUCGCACACAUCGGAACAUAGGGAUGCACUUCCAGUACUGGACAUAACAGCACUUCGCCAUAUUGCUUAUGUUCUGGAUGCAUUUGUCUACUAUAUGCGAAAUGAUACAGGAUUCUAUGACAAGACCGAAACUAUAUCGGGUCGCGUAAACAAUUUAUCGCCAAUGGCCGAGAAUGAGGAUACCGACGAUGAGCUCUCCAAUAUAGAAGAGUCCUCGACAGCCGAUGGGCAACUGUCUGCAAGUGCGCUGACGUCCAACAACUCUAGUUCGCGCAGACAUGCGUUCUUUACCAGAUCUGAGUCAACACUAAGCUUGGGUUGCUCUGCUCCGGAUGGAUUUGAUAUGCCGCUUGACAUGGCAAUGCCACUUGCCGAUAAACCACAUUUGCUGCAGCCCACUUCAAAGCGUCAGGAGCUGUUUGCUAAUCUACCCUUACUUACUAGCAUAACUGGUGAUAGCAACAGUGCCAACAGCAACAAUCAGUCAACUCACAAUUCAAUUAACCAUCCUCCAACACGGUUAGGAUUCUCCAAUUUCUUAAGAGCUGAUGCGAUAGACAGUGAGCCCAGCACAAGUCAACAGGCAACGGAACGAAUCGCAGCGGAAUCAUUAAAAGCAGAGUCUUCCAAUAAAUCUGCCGAUGCAAACACUUCAUAUAAAACAGAUAGAGAUAGCUCUGUGGAUUCCAAUAUUUAUGUACAACUAAAGAAGAAACAGUGCUUGGAUGAUUCAAAAUCGCAUAAAGGCAAUCUCAGCACCAAAUUCGAGAAACUUGAACCCAUGGAUACGGACGAUACAGAUCAAUCGUCUGGUGUAGCGGGCACUAGUAGAGCAGCGGAUGUGAUAAUGGCAACACGACCAGAAGUGAUUAUUGCACCCAACAAAGUUUUAUCUCGUAUCGGAAUGGGUGAAGCAGAUUCCGCAUUUGCAUUAACCUCUCCGUCGCCAGUUCGUAGCGUUAUAGUGAGGGCUGGAGCAUCGGGUUUGAAAUCGGAAGAUUCCGAAAGUAAAUCCACUUCGAAUUCAGCCAUGAUUACAGACGAAGUCCGUUGUGAGAACAGUCGGCCAAAGACUUCCACCUCGCAACCAGUUUUGUUUCCCUUGCGAGGUUCCUUGUUCUUUACGAGCAAUUUCAAUGAAUUACCGUCAUGGAAUUUCUUGUUAAGCCGUUGGAAAUUGGCUCUAGAUCUCUUUGGACGUGUCUUCAUGGACGAUGUUGGAAUGGAACACGGUUCUGUACUACCAGAGCUGCGAGGUUUUCCUGUUAAGGAAAUUCGUUUUCGAAGACACAUGGAAAAAUUGCGCAAUGGACAGCAACGUGAUCUUGUAUUGUGUAAACUUGAGCGCAAUCGUGAGAGUUUGAUUAUUCAAACAUUUAAAGAACUGAAUACACAAUUUGGUAACCAAAGUCGUCGUGCCCAACCUCCCAUUACGUUCAAUAGAGUUAAAGUAACGUUCAAAGAUGAGCCCGGAGAGGGCUCUGGUGUGGCUCGCAGCUUUUACACUUCCAUUGCAGAGGCCUUGUUGGCCAGCGCAAAAAUGCCAAAUCUAGAAUCUGUUCAAGUGGGAACCAAUCAUAGUAAAUACGGUGUGCCAUUCUCAAGCAUAUUGCGUAGCAGAACCGUAUCUGGGUCUAGUCGAGACCCUCCCACUAUGCAAAGACGCGGUACCGGAAGCAAAAUCCUAUGGCGUACGGCUCGUGAACGAAAAGCCCUCAAUUUCGAUGCCAGACCGUACAUCCCUUCAGCCUCUACAGAUAACACCGGAGCGGCGGAGGGUGCAAAUGACCAUUUGUCCGUGCAUUUGCAACAACUCGGAGAGCGUCUUUAUCCGAAGAUCCACUCAAUAAACCAAACACAUGCGCCUAAAAUAACUGGAAUGCUUCUGGAGAUACCAACACCUCAACUAUUAUCUGUGUUGUCAUCAGAUGAAACGUUGCGUCAAAAAGUAAAUGAAGCUAUUGAAAUAAUCAAUUUUAAGCAAAAGUCGGAACCGUCGCAAAGCCAGCCGAAAAAAUCCGUCGUCUUGGUGGAGCCAGUCGAAGAUGACAAUGAACCGCUGUUCUACUCGCCUGGUAAACGCGGCUUUUAUACACCACGUCAGGGUUUCGCUUCGUUUGAACGAAUUAACGCAUUUAGGAAUAUUGGAAGACUCAUUGGGCUCUGCCUUCUUCAAAACGAACUACUGCCACUUUUCCUACAGAGGCAUGUUCUUAAAUAUAUACUUGGUCGUAAAAUAAAGUUCCACGACUUGGCCUUCUUUGAUCCAGUUCUCUACGAAUCAUUUAGACAAAUAAUACAAAACGCCCAAACGAAAGAAGGUGAAGAAAAUAUAAAUCGAAUGGAUAUGUGUUUUGUUAUUGAUCUAAUGAAGGAAGAAGGUUGUGGUAAUCGAGAGUUAAUCCCUGGAGGACGAGAUGUAGGCGUUACAUCAAGUAAUAUAUUUGAGUAUAUAAGACGUUACACAGAGUAUAGGCUGAUCAAAUCACAAGAAAAGGCCCUUGAGGCAUUGAAAGAUGGAGUUUUCGAUGUUCUCCCAGAUAAUUGUAUGAACAGUUUAACAGCUGAGGACCUGCGACUUUUAUUAAAUGGCGUUGGCGAUAUUAAUGUUUCAACAUUAAUUUCGUAUACGACAUUUAAUGAUGAAUCUAGUGAGGGUCCAGAUAAACUCUUAAAGUUUAAGAGAUGGUUUUGGAGUAUAAUUGAAAAAAUGAACACAUUGGAGCGCCAAGACUUGGUAUAUUUCUGGACUGGUUCACCUGCUUUGCCAGCAUCUGAGGAGGGAUUCCAACCAUUACCAUCUGUAACUAUACGCCCCGCGGAUGACUCCCAUCUUCCAACUGCAAAUACUUGUAUAUCUCGGUUGUACAUACCCUUAUACUCCAGCAAAUCCAUUUUACGUAGUAAAAUGCUAAUGGCCAUUAAAUCCAAAAACUUUGGAUUUGUUUAAGAAGGAAGAUGAUUAAACAGUUAAAAGGAGCACCAUCACUUGGUCUUAUAUUCUUGAACGUUAAUUUUUUUUUUGUAGCCUGAUUAAAUUAAUUAAUUUUGGCCACCCCCUCUCUCGUUAUUAAGUCUAUCCCAGCCACAUCCAUUCCCAAUUUUGGAAUUUAACUUUUAUUUUGAUUGCGAUAUAUAUAUAUAUUUUUAAUUUACAA
This is a messenger RNA of Drosophila willistoni, 9127 nucleotides long. It is a transcript of the gene hyd, whose product is annotated as E3 ubiquitin-protein ligase hyd. The record is from RefSeq and is a predicted model, not a curated record. Gene Ontology annotation, biological process: DNA damage response; protein polyubiquitination; regulation of double-strand break repair. Gene Ontology annotation, molecular function: ubiquitin-protein transferase activity; ubiquitin binding; zinc ion binding. The transcript is spliced from 19 exons. Lineage: Eukaryota; Metazoa; Arthropoda; Insecta; Diptera; Drosophilidae. Gene Ontology annotation, cellular component: nucleus. Bases 106 to 8919 code for a protein of 2937 amino acids.